Molecule: messenger RNA, 871 nt
Organism: Lepisosteus oculatus (spotted gar)
Lineage: Eukaryota; Metazoa; Chordata; Actinopteri; Semionotiformes; Lepisosteidae
Source: RefSeq, a predicted model, not a curated record
GUGAAAACCAGGAUGAGCUGUGGCUCUGAAUGGACUUCAUCUUUUACUUUUUACUGACAUUCCUGAGAGCUGCUACUCUGGUUUCAUCUUCAAAGACCUUUCACUCAGGAAGUAUGUCUGGAAAAGGCAAAAAACCUGAAGUUGGAGAUAUAAUUUCCUUUAAUCGGGGUCUCUACAGUCACUGGGGGAUUUAUUUUGGAAAUGAAUAUGGAAAAGAUUACAUUGUUCAUCUUUGUGGAGGACAGAGCAACAGUAAGCCAGCGUCCUUUCAAUCUACAGUGAAAAAAGAUGAGCUUAAUGCUGUGGCUGGAAAAAGUUCAUAUGAAGUGUUCAAUUACUUGGAUAAAAGUCACACUCCAAAAAAAACUGGAAAGAUAAAGGAAGACCUGGAAGCCAAUCUUGGGAAGAAAAUAGAUUAUGAUCCCUUCAAAUACAACUGCCAAAGCUUUGCUUCACAAAUGCGCUAUGAUGUGGUGAAGACUCCUGAGGGAGAAAAAGUAGAAAAAAUAUGUACAGAAAACCUACAAUAUAUGAUGAAAGAGAUGGACCAUUUUUCUCCUAAGUGAAAUAACAACUGAUUCCAAUCCUGAAUGUUUUACAAAAAAAUUUAAAGUGAAUUUGCUUCUCUUCUCCUUAAGGAGUGGGUUGCUCUUGUAGGGGGUAACAAUGGCUGUUUUGUUCUCAUUUCUUGAUGCUUCUUUUUAAUUGUUUAUAAAAAUAAGUAAUACAAAUAUUAAGCAGUAGGUAAGAAUGCCCGUAAAAGGAUAAAAGCAGACCUGGGUAACAAGGACAGGCUUUCUCAUGGCAAGGAAAUGCUUUCUUCAAUUAUUUUGCAGAUGUAAAAUGAAUAAAAUGUCUUUCUUUCUCAAAG